This is a messenger RNA of Anopheles aquasalis, 2098 nucleotides long. Its product is annotated as zinc finger protein 660-like. Gene Ontology annotation, biological process: regulation of transcription by RNA polymerase II. Gene Ontology annotation, molecular function: RNA polymerase II cis-regulatory region sequence-specific DNA binding; DNA-binding transcription repressor activity, RNA polymerase II-specific. NCBI's taxonomy places the organism in Eukaryota, Metazoa, Arthropoda, Insecta, Diptera, Culicidae. The record is from RefSeq and is a predicted model, not a curated record. Gene Ontology annotation, cellular component: nucleoplasm.
CUGCAUAACCAAUGAAGGCCGGUGCGUUACGAUCGGUGCGUUACAGCCGAGCAGUCGGAUCGGAGGGUGAUUUCGAAAGUGCCGACAGUCGGAAGUGGUGGCCGCUCCUGGGAGGACGUUCACUUAUAACACAACUCUGUGUGAUUGUUCUGCAAGGCCGCCAGUGUUCUUGAAAAAUAAUCUAGAAUUUAGUUUGAGAAACCCGAAUCUGGACAAAUAAUUUGUAUAAUAGGUGAAGUAGUGUUCUGAAAAGUGAAAAAUAGAGUGGUGAAAAUGAUGAGUUGAUAACCGAUGAGCCAAUGGAUAAUUUACAGCCACGAAACACAAUUUCUUCUUUUAAGAAUCUAUAAAACGACAAACUGUAACCUAUAUGAACACGAAGAAAUUGCUUGAACAUUGCGUUCUUUCGUGACUGUUCGUUUCAGUUCUUCAAUAGUUUCGUACAUACAUACGCAUCAUACUGCAAUACCACAAUGGAGCCCUUUCUGGUAUUGUAUGUCCCUUAUGCAACAGAGAGCACUCCUGCCAUGCAGAUUUCAUCUCUUGAGUGCACCACGGUUGCGAUUGGAGAACGAGAUAUCCAACACACACCUCACACACGCCGUAUACCACUUUGGAAACAGACAACUUUUGAUAGAAAUAAUGAAAUAGAUUCCGUUUUAAUGGACGACCUACUAGCAUUUGGUCCGUCCGACAUGCGGGUCUGCGAUAUUCUUUCGGAUGCGAAAAUCAAUGUAAAUUGUAAAUCAUUGCCGAAUGAAACAUACUCUGUGUACGAUUGUCAUUUGAAACCUUCAAAAUUCGCACCUAUUAGCAAACACAAUACUAUAGAGGAGUCAUUCUCGAGCAUUGACGAGGGAUUUGGACAAAGCAACAGUGAAGAUUCUGCGGACGAUCAAACAACCGUCCAAAUUCCGCUCAUAACAUCGUCGCCUAAAAUAUCGAUAAUUCCGAAGAAAGGGCAGAGCAAGAGCAGAAGUUACGAUUGUGAAAUUUGUCAUCAACGAUUUCCACUGAAAAAAUCUCUCCGAAAUCAUCAAGCUAACGAGCACCCAGGCGAAAACUGUAAUAAGUGUACAAUUUGCUUGAAAACCUUCAAGUUGCGGUCUAAUUUACGGCAACAUUUGCGCAUUCAUACCGGUGAGCGACCGUUUCAGUGUGAAGUUUGUAACAAAACGUUUGUCCAGGGAAGCGCUCUUACAGUGCAUCGCGAAUUACACAAAGACCAACGAGAUUACGAAUGUAAGACGUGUCAGAAGGCAUUCAAAUCCAAGUUUGCUUUUAAGAAACACGAAAAAGUUCACACCGGUCAGCGACCUUUCAAAUGUGAGGUAUGCGGAAAAACCUUUACCCAAUCUUGCAAUCUAAAGGCUCACCAAAAAUUACAUAGUGGAAAGCACGCCUAUGAGUGUGUUGUUUGCUCUAAGACCUUCCGCUUCAAUUCACACUAUCAAGACCAUAAGAUGACGCACACAAAGGAUAAGAAAUAUUGCUGCAAUGAUUGCGGGCGAACAUUCGCAUAUAAAAACUCUUAUCAACGUCAUAUUUUAAUCCACCGAGAUGCGAUUCAAUACCAUUGUUCUGUCUGUGGUAAGCUUUUCGGUAAACUAAGUCAUCUAAAUUUCCACAUUAAAUCACAUGGUUCUAACCACAUGGAUUCUAUGGCCAUUGGAAACAGCAGCCUAUCUCGCCUAUCUUGUAAUAUUUCUGAAAUCGGCAUUGAUACAAACCAAAACCCCCGAGAUGACCUGAGAGAAGUAAAUGGUGUAAACGAACGUGAGCAUUACCGCUAUAAGUGCGUUAUCUGCACUCAGUCCUUUGAGGAGGAGAAAGAGCUACAAACCCAUUUCAAAUUACACGAGGCUGAUGACUGUCCCUUUCAGUGCGGCAUGUGUGGGAUUCUUAAUCUAAAUCAUUUCGAAGAAGUUUCCCCACCCGAAUUGUGACAAAAGGGAAACUACGGUACCGUUUGAUAAUGGCUUGUUCUGUGAUAUCCGAGUGCGUAUGAAAUAAACAUCUAUUUGUCUCGGUUACUUAAACGGUCCGCAAAGAUAAAAAGAGAUAAGAAUAAUAUUUUAAUUACUGUUCUGAACGAGUA